AUGGGUGAUAGAUAUCUUCGCGGCCCCUCGCCCAGCCCUUGGCUGAUCAGCUUUGGAGGCAGGCCAGUUGCUAGACACCUUCGCAUGCCGUCAGUCCAGGAUCAAAUUGAGCAUGACAAGCAGGAGCUCGGGUUAAAGAGCGUUGAGAACGGAUCGGCUGCGGAAAACCUUCCCAUGGUAUCAGUCCAGGAUCAAAUUGGGUGUGGCAAGAGAGCACUCGGGUUGAAGAGCUUUAAAGGUGGUCCUGUUGCCGAAGACCCUUUCAUGCUGUCAGUCCAGGGCCAAACUGAAUGUGACAAUAAAGAACCCGGAUUUGAGGAGGAAGUUCGCGAGAUGAGGGCUGCUAACACAACCCCAGUUAGUUACAAUCUCUCGGGCACUGUUUCUUAUCACUCAUACAACAAUAACAAUACCCCAUCAACACCAGCAACCCCCAAAACUCCCACCGCCUCACACCUCUCUUUUUACGCUCUGGCUGCCCGCGCGUAUCAGGAAUCCAUUCGCCCCCCCGAUUCCCCGCCGCCCUCUGUCUGGGCCCCAGGCGACCAGCUACACCUUUACUACACCCAACUCCUCAUUGUUUUCUUCGACAAUUUCCGCACCCUCCUGCACGAACAUCAACAGCUCCAAGCGCAGCAAGGAAAUAUAGUAAUGAUGAACAAAAAUGCCUUCUGCAAUGAAUGGCUCAGACACUCCCGUAGCGUCAUGGACAAUAUCCGCGCGGAAUGGGGUCAGCAUCCGCUCAGCUCUGGAUUAUCUGUCAAAACGACUUCAAGCAACACGAUGUAUAGGGAUGUGGCCAAUAUGGCGCUGCAGCACACGACGUUGCAGCCAACAGCACCACCGCAGGAAGGGUGGAGGAGGGGCCAGCCUCUACAUCCGUAUUAUGUGCUUAUGCUUGGGAGGUUUGAGAAUCAGUUGAGGAGUUUGUUGGAGGAAGAGUUUGGAAGUUCUAUGGCGUUGGAUGAGAAUGCAUUGCAGGCGGAGAUAUUUGAGUAUGAGGCUCUUAUUCUGCAGGAGUAUCGGAAAAUGUGGAUUGAGAUAUUUGGGCUGUAA
Molecule: messenger RNA, 1056 nt
Organism: Paracoccidioides brasiliensis Pb18
Exons: 2
Coding region: 1-1056 (351 amino acids)
Source: RefSeq, a predicted model, not a curated record